Molecule: messenger RNA, 685 nt
Organism: Condylura cristata (star-nosed mole)
Lineage: Eukaryota; Metazoa; Chordata; Mammalia; Eulipotyphla; Talpidae
Gene: SPA17
Product: sperm autoantigenic protein 17
Exons: 5
Coding region: 78-527 (149 amino acids)
Biological process (GO): binding of sperm to zona pellucida
Cellular component (GO): cytoplasm; membrane; sperm principal piece
Molecular function (GO): calmodulin binding
Source: RefSeq, a predicted model, not a curated record
CGAGCAAAAACAACCUGAACCAUCGGCACCAGCUUUGAGAAAACGAGGAGGUAAAAUAGUCAGUUACUUCCAAGGAGAUGUCGAUUCCAUUCUCCAACACCCAAUACCGAAUUCCACAAGGAUUUGGAAAUCUUCUUGAAGGGCUGACACGCGAGAUUCUGAGGGAACAACCGAACAAUAUACCAGCUUUUGCAGCAGCAUAUUUUGAGAAUCUUCUAGAGAAAAGAGAGAAAACCAGCUUUGAUCCAGCAGAAUGGGGGAGUAAGGUGGAUGACCGCUUCUAUAACAACCAUGCAUUCAAGGAGCAAGAACCACCUGAGAAAAGUGAACCUGAAAAAGAAAAAUCUGAGCAAGAGGAGACAUCAGUCACAAAAUUGCAGACUCCCGAAGAUCUAGAAAAAGAGGAGAAUGCUGCUAUCACAAUCCAAGCAGCCUUCCGUGGACACAAAGCCAGAAAGGCAGUGAAGAUAAUAAAAUCGGAAAAUUUGGAAAAAGAGAAAAUAAAGGAAGAAAAGGAGGAUGAGUGAGGAAGACACGUGGCUUAACCCCCACCAAAAAAAACAGGCAAAUAUCAUCCAAAUCCAUCAACCUGUUGUAAUUGCCGUCUUUUCCUUACUGAGGGAGAUUUGAUGUAGUGUAAUAACAUUUGUUGCUGUUGUGAAAAUCUGUCGUGAGCAUUUGUUUA